This is a messenger RNA of Hippocampus zosterae (dwarf seahorse), 2072 nucleotides long. RefSeq names its product nuclear distribution protein nudE-like 1-B. Gene Ontology annotation, cellular component: kinesin complex; centrosome; kinetochore. Gene Ontology annotation, biological process: cell migration; mitotic centrosome separation; microtubule nucleation. The transcript has 9 exons. NCBI's taxonomy places the organism in Eukaryota, Metazoa, Chordata, Actinopteri, Syngnathiformes, Syngnathidae. The coding region runs from base 158 to 1165 and encodes 335 amino acids. The record is from RefSeq and is a predicted model, not a curated record. Gene Ontology annotation, molecular function: microtubule binding.
UUUGCAUUCUGUUGUUUUGUCUCCUGAAACCGUCACGUUGUUUUGUGAGCGGGGGUCACAAAUUGGAGUCGAGCGCCGUCUGGCGGUGUUAUGCGGUGUUAGGGCGCGGCUCCGGAUUGUCAUCGCGACGCUGACGUGAUGGUGACGAAGUCCUGACAUGGACGCAGAGAUGAUUCCCAAGUUCUCCACAAAGGAUGAAGAAGUGGACUACUGGAAGUCCCAAGCCCUGAAGUAUCAGCAAAGCUGCCGCGAGGCCCGGGAGGAGCUGCAGGAGUUCCAGGAGGGCAGCCAAGAGCUGGAGGCCGAGCUGGAGGCGCAGCUGGGCCAGGCCGAACGGCGCCUGCGCGACCUGCAGAGCGAGAACGAGCGGCUCAAGAGCGAGGCGGACAACCUCAAGGAGAAGCUGGAGAAGCAGCACGCCCAGAGCUACCAGCAGAUCUCCGUGCUGGAGGACGACCUGGGCCGGACGCGCAGCGUCAAGGAGCAGCUCCACAAAUCGGUGCGCAAGCUGGAGCAGGCCAACGACGACCUCGAAAGAGCCAAGAGGGCAACCAUCGUGUCCCUGGAGGACUUUGAGGGCCGCUUAAACCAGGCCAUCGAGAGAAACGCCUUCCUGGAGAGCGAGCUGGACGAGAAGGAAUCCCUCUUGGUGUCGGUGCAGCGACUCAAAGACGAAGCGCGAGACCUGCGACAGGAACUGGCGGUGCGCGAUAGGACGACGGACAGGAGGUCGGCGCCCAGCUCGCCCACCUCGGAGCCGGACUCGGCCGCGCCGGCCUCGCUGUCGCUGCCGGCCACGCCGGUGGGCCAAAGCGCCGAGCGACCCUCGCUCGGUCCCAGAGCUUUGCCCAACGGCUGCGGCAGCUCGUCCCUCACGCCCUCGGCCAGAAUCUCCGCUCUCAACAUCGUCGGCGAUCUGCUUCGGAAAGUCGGGGCUUUGGAGUCCAAACUGGCCGCCUGCAGGAGCUUCGCCAAAAACCAGGCGGCCAAGAAGAGCCUCGCGCUGGCGGACAACGGCGCGCUCGUCAAUGGCAACGCCCCCAAGUUUUCGCACGCCCUGCACACCACCUACUUUGACAAAGGCGGCACCGUCAACGGACUGGACCGGGGGCCCCCGACCUCCAGAACCGCGUCCCCCCCGGGCCUGCUGCCCCUGAGCGUGUGACACUCGGAGGACGCAAGACGGUGGCGUCGGAUGCGUGUGUGUUUGCACAAGAGACUUGACGACAGGACGUGCCUCAAACUGUCUUUUUGGGGGGGGGGGUUGUCUUUCUUUUUGGGGACUUUGUGUCCCAUCCGUGUGGCGCCGCGCUUUGUCCGAAUGCCCGCGUGUGUUACGUAUUUUUUGGGGGGGGGUGGCGGUACACGGCCCCCCACCCCCCGCAAUGACAAAUGGUCCCUUUGGACCGCGCUACUUCCCCCGUGUGAUUUGCACAGUUCCGCGACUCGGUCCCCUCCUUCGGAAUGUAUUCCACUGAAGGAAAAGGGACGCCUUCACCUUAACUUAUCUCAGCGGAAGCUUUCCAACAAUGCAGUAUUCCGUCGUACGUCGAGGCGGGCGGGGCCUUGCCACGCCCACCUCCACACUUGGGACUGAAGUGAAUGUUGAUCGUUCCGAGCUUGCUAGCCAAAGUGCGGUCCAGCUGCAUGCAUGUCAAGUGUGUCUUUUUUUUAUUUGCGUGUGUGUGAGAGAGAGAAAAUGUCCGCCACUUUGACACGCUGGCGUCGAUCGGCGCAGUGGCCCUUUAAAUCCAACACGAGCAUAUUGGCGAUGAAACUAAGAAAGAGGCGUGGCGCCAUCACCUCGCUCCACUUUGUAAAUUGUCAAUGCGGCGGCCCGCCGGCGAGGAGGCGGCCGGUCAAAGUGGCCCGGCCGCCGAUGUUCAUUUCCCGCCACCGUCCGUGACCGAAGCGCGCUGCCGGAGACGCUUUGGCCGCACGCCAUCCUCAUUCAGCUCCGCCCCUCCUUUUUGUUUUUCAUCCAUUUAUUUAUUGUGUGUAUGGCACGCGUGUAAGCCGCUGCAGGAUGAUGUGAACUUUUUGGGGAAUAAAUUGAGAUUGACACAAGCGAC